AUGUAUGUUGCAUUGGUCACAUGCACAUUGCGUGGAUGCGACAGGCCGGUUGCACGUUUCCAACAGAGACAGAUUUUGAACUCAUAUUUUGCCUGCAUUGAUAAAAAUGCCACCAACUUCCGAUCACUUGCCGACAAGAAGAAGGCAUUGAGAGAGUCAAAAUACGUGGCUCACCCGGAGACCGCUUCCUCGCGCAGUGGUGCGCAGAUGAGCGGCACAAGGCCCCGUUGA
Molecule: messenger RNA, 231 nt
Organism: Gryllus bimaculatus (two-spotted cricket)
Lineage: Eukaryota; Metazoa; Arthropoda; Insecta; Orthoptera; Gryllidae
Source: the annotation of a GenBank genome assembly